AUGGCAACGCGUGCAGCUGCUUUUUCAUCAAAAGUUCGUACAUUGAAUGAUUUUUAUAAUAAUGUUACAAGCGGAGUACCUCCAUCUGGUUACGAUAUUGCGAAUGCAGUCAAAUAUUUUUCACAAACAUUGCUAGGAGUAUUAAAAGAGAUGACAAUUGAACCAAAUCAAGAUCAAUAUUCCGGUAAACAUUCCUAUCGUAUUAGUAAAUAUCCGAGCCUCAAUUAUUCGUCACUAUAUCAUUCAUUAAUUAAUUUGAUCGAUAUUGUUCCGGCCAUAUCACUUGGUCAAACAUCAUUAGCUCAAUCUAUUUUACAUGCUCUUGCAUGUCUAGCACCAUUUCUGCCAUAUGAUUUGUUAGAUGCUUUACCAUACACAUUUGUAUCGGCAUUAUCAACAUUCCCACAAGAUGUACACAAAGAAAUAUUAGAUACACUAUGUCAAACAUUAUUGCCAAUUAAUAUGGCUUAUACAGAAUAUCCUGAACAUUCCAUGACAACAACAUCGAUUGCAUCUAUUAUUUUUAUUGUGCUCGAAAAUAUUGAAAAUCAGACGAGUGCACGUUCGGCUGCAGUUAAUUUAUUAUUUUUCUAUUGGCCAAUGUUAAUUCCAUUAGGAGUAGAUCGACGAUCACUUCAUUUUAAAUUUAAUGCACGUAAACCGGUUAUUUGUCAAACAGAACGAUGUAUUGAAAAAAAAAAUAUUGCAUCGAAAGUUUGUGUAAAUGCUAUAUUAUCGAUGCAUGGUCAUGAUAGUCCUCCACCAUUGUACAUGUGUACCGAUUGUUAUAAAAGUUCAUCAAAAGAGAUUCAACAAUAUUGUAGAAAUAUUCUAUUACCAGUAGCUGAAAUCGAUUUAUAUUGUCAAAAUAAAUCGUGCAUAUCUGAAAAUAAGUCAGCAUAUGCUAUAUGUUAUUCAGUUGAAUGUUGUCAAACAAAUUCUAAUCAAGCAAUAAGUCUGUGUAGACAAUGUCAUGAGAGACGACACAUCGACUCAAAUCAUGUUUAUCAAGAAACAAUUAUUGACAUGUGGAGAUUGCCACCUGAUGUACAAAAUCAUCUUGUUGAAGCUAUCAUUAGUUUGUUAAAAGAAGCUAAUAAUCUUGAAGAACGACGUAUCUAUGAUUCGGUGGGUGAAGAACGUAAAACUUUAUUAUUGGAAACGACGGAGCAAAUGCCGACAUCAAAUACUAUACAAAAUGCUGUCGUUUGUUUAACUAAUGAUAUUGAUGUUGGUCGAAAACGUUUAAGUCGAUAUGGUGUUUACUUGUGUGUGGGUUUAAUUGAACCAACCUCAUAUGGACCACCAGAAAUAUUUGGACGUCUGUUAAGUAUGUUAUUUCAAUGGUUUGAUUCAAGUACAUAUUUACCCUCCGAUGAGGUGGGUAAUAGAUUGGGAACAUUAAAAUCAGAACAUAUAAUCCCAUGGAUUAAAGCUGUUGUCAAAGAACAUUAUGAGUUAGUUGUUUCAAUUUUGUUACCUAAUCCAAUGGAUUUUGCCAAAGUCGGUGGUGUAUGGGAAACAAUGGCAAAUCGUACGACUCAAAUCAAAGAGUGUUUAAACAAGUUAUACAAUUUGAUUCCAUAUGAUAUUAUUACCUAUGAAAUUUGGGAUUAUAUUAUGCCAUAUUGGAUGGAAGCAAUUCGAUUAGAAAUAUCAGAAUCAGAUCUUGUAGAUUUACAACUAUUCAGAAAAAUGUUUGAUACUGAUAUGUCUCCAUUAUCCUUGACUCGUGAACAAUUGUACAAUUUUAUCAUUGAUCGUUUUCAGUCUCCUGCACCGGCCGGUGUUCAAGAACAAGCAUUGCAAUGGUUACAACUUUUGUGUCAAUUAGAAAUAUUCAUUCCUGUUCAAUUAAUUGUACAAAUAUUUAUAACUGGAAUUAAUUCUCUACAAAAAUUAGAAUCACGUGCUCAACGACGAGAAGUUUAUACAUCAUCAUCGAAUGAACAAUCAUUACUGAAUUCAUUUGAGCAAGGUUUAAAUACAAUGCAAGGAAAUGACACAACACAAAUGAUAGCAUCAUCCGCUAAACAAUUUCUUGUCUUUGAUACAUAUGAAACAUAUCGUGCUCAUCGUCAUCAACUAAUGUUACAACAAAUGACUGGUCAAGAAAUGGUAUCAAUUAUUAAAGAGGAAGAGGAAGAAUUUAUUAUCAACGAAUCAGAGUUAAAUUCUACCUGUAGUAUUAUGAUGAUUGAUAUGCUUCUAAAACAGAUGGAAUUACAACAAACUCCUCAACAUCAAGGCAUGUAUAAUCCAUUAUCAAAAGAAAUUUUAUCACUUUUAAAUAAACAAUUAAUAUUACCAUGGACCCGUCGACAUCGCUGUCGAAAUCAAUCAAGUCAAUGUACAUUUUGUGAAGAAUACAUUCUUUGGUUUUCAAUUGCAAAUGAUCUCUUAAAACACAUAUCGCCAAGAGAUGAAAUUAAAUUACCAGAAUUAGAAGUACCAAACGUUAACGACCUAAAACAACAACAGCAACAACAACCACCAACAAAACCAAAAUUUACUGUUGAUUCUGGAGGGGGUGGAAUGGGAACUACGGCAAGUGUAUCAUCAUCGAAUGAAGAUGAACAAACAAAUGGGCAACAAAAUUUAGAUACUCCUGCUGUGGUUUCUUCUCCUCCCGUUCAGCAACCACAAGUACAAGUAUCGUUGACUCCUGAAUUAAAAGUUGAAAAUAAUCCUGAUGGUGGAGAAUUAGACAAAAUUAUUGACAUUGAUGCCCUGUAUUAUUUACUAUGCUGUUUAAAAUUGUUAAUCUUAAAUGAUGAAUGUUUAGAAACAGCAGCCAAAGAUAAUAGAGGAUUUUUAACAUAUUGUCUGGAAAAAUUACUUGUACCCCAUAUUUGGAAAAUUCUUAGUCUUGGUCAUGGUCAUUUAAAUGAAUGUUGUGUUCCAUUAUUAUUACACGCUUUAAGUUAUGAAUCCGGCAAAACAGCAUUGUGGACAAUACUCGAUCGAGACUUUACCAGUGCACAUUGGAAAACUCGUUCGUCAGCUGUUGCAUCUAUCGAAGAUAUUGAACCGACUGUUAGUCAAAAAUCGAUGUGUUCUCUCGAAACACUAUCCGAUUUAGCUCUACGUACUGUUAUGUGUGCACUUGAAUUUCAAUUUGAUACAGUGAUUAGUGAUCGUUCUCUCAUUCUCCAUCGUCUAUCAAAAUUAUAUUUAAUUUUACUCCAACAACACAAGCAACACUCUACAACAGCAAAAGGUGUUUUAAGUUGGGAAUUUUUCUUAAAUCGAUUUGAUACCCUAUCAUUAGAAUCACAAAUUAAUCUAGAAGAAUUGGGUGAUAUUGUUUCACCACAAUCUAUUGGUGGAUUUAAUACGGAGAGUGAUCAUUUUAUUCGAAAAUUAAAUCAAAUUAAAUUUGCCAUGGCUAGAACAGAUAGUAUUAAACCUAUUACAUCGUCAAUAAAACAACCGCAAAAUAAAACAAAUAAAUCAUCUGCACCAUUACCAAAUCAACAAGGAAAAGAAACACAAUCAUCAAUCCCAAGACGGCUGUCAUUUCUACCAUCAACAUCGAUUCAUACUCAUUUUACUGAACAAUCUGAAACAGAUUCCAUCGCCAGUUUUCUACCAGAUGUAGAAAAUAGUGAUAAAUCAACAUUACAAUUACUUAUAACAUUGCUAAUGAAGUUUAUGACAAAAGACGAUCAAAAUCAAGUGGGUGAAGAUCGUAUUAUGUUUAAACAUCAAAAUGUUGUCAUCCGUCAUUUAUGUUCAUUACUUGGUUAUAAUCAAACGAAUCGAACGUUUACGUAUUCACCAAGUAAAUUGAGAAAAAAUCCUGUAUUUCAUGCUGUAUUGUCAAAUUUGCCUAAAGUCGUGGAUUAUAACUAUGGUCUUGGCACUAUAUUAUUGCCAGUAUUUUUAUCGUUACUUCAAUACUCAACGUGUUCAAAUAUAACCGCUGAUUAUUUCGAAAAUGUAACACAAACAAAUACACUAGGAAGACUUGAUCCAAGUCUUCGAGAUUCAUGGCUGUUGGUUUUAAUUAUUAUUUUAUAUAAAUAUCAAUUUGCUUCGUCUGCCACCACCAUUCAACAAUUAACUCGUGUUGCUAUGAAUACAAUAUUAAGUCAUUAUCAUCAAUGUGAAACACCUGUAUUUGGUAUGGGAGGACCAAUUGGUGGUAGAUUGACACCCAAAGUGGGUGGAUCGAGAAGAGGUUCAUCAAAACCAUUCGAUGACAUUCGCGAAAUAGAAGGAAAUGAAAUUGGAUCGAAAUAUUUUCGCAAUGGUGCGGGAGUAGAGCGUGAGGAUAGUCAAUCAGAUGUGACAAUAGCAGAUCGACAACAUAAACAAAGCAAAUUACUUUCACCACCGAAAAAAGGAAAAACAAAAUUGUACAAACCUGAAAUUGAAUAUUUAGAUGAACCAUUUAGUAUUCAUACAGAAGACGCAUCAGUAGCUAUGUCACAUAAGAAAGAGAAAGAUCGACGAGAUGGUUAUACGAGAUUUUUAAAAAGUCUAUUUACAAGUGGUACAAGUGGUUCACCAGCGAGCGGAACAACGAGUAUAGCGCCUAUGUCCAGUUCAUUGACGACAACACCAUCGACAACUGAAAAUAAAUUAGCAGAAGGUUCAACUAUUUCUAAGUUAGAUGCAAGAAAAGGUGGCAAAGAGUUUUCUCGUGUUAUAUAUUCAGCGGAAAAAGGACGACAUGAAACAGUUUUACUCAAACCAAAAGAAGAGAGCCCGCCUAAGAGUCCAAAAGUUCAGUCGUUAUCGUCGUCUGCCCUAGCAGCAUUGGGUGGACCAGGGACAAAGUUAAAACCAAGCUAUUAUAAAAAGGGUAAAUUUAAAGAUGAUGUUCAUGUGAGAUCACCACCGCUAAGUCGUCCACCUCGUAUAUCAUCUUCUCAACUUCAUUUAAAAACGGGUGGUGGCACAAUGCAUUCGUUGUCAUCUGGAAAAAAGAUAGAUACCGAUAUUGAUGGAGACGACAAUCUAAAUUCUCAAAUCUAUUUAACACCUCAGAAAUGUGAUAAAUGUGGAACAAUAAUUGAAAAUUAUUCUGAAGAAUGUAUUGGUUAUUGUAUCAUUGUUUGUUCAACUUUGAUUCAUCGUGAACCAGCAGUUGGUGCUCCUCUCCUCAUGGAUAUGAUUGAAACUAUUGGAAGAGUAGCUGCUGCUCAUAUUUAUACGUGGCAAGACAAUUCGAGUGUAAUUGUUCCAGCAAAUUCUCGAAGUAUCGCUCAACAAUUUAUUCGCUGUACAUUUUAUCAACUAGCAGCAAAUAAUAUUUGUUAUCAAUUUUUUCAACAAAAUUUUAAAGAUGAAAAACUACUUCAAACAAUCGCAUUAUCAUUGAAUGAUUUUGCCGAUUUUAAUUCAAUGAUAGCUCUCAAAUGGGUUUUAAAUGAUAUGAAUAAACAGAAAACAUUGAAUGUGGAUAUUUGUACGACGUUACUACAAAACAUAUCCAUAUUUAUGGAAUAUAUUCCAAUUGAUUCUCCUGUUCAAUUAUGGACAAGUGUAUUUGUAGAAUUUGAUUUUUUAUUUGAUAAAUUAAUGAGAAUCUAUGCCAGAGCAUCCACAGGCACAGGUGUUAAUUAUGAUCUAACAUCUUGUAUUAAAAUUAUGAUGAUUAUUCUUAAAAUACCUGUUAUUGCCAAUGUUAAACUUGUUCUUGAUCCAUUUUCAAAAUUAUUAACAUUUAUUUUACAAAAUUCAACAUUUCAAUUAGAACAUAUCAUUGAACUAUGUUCACUUUCUAAUCGAGCUUUUACAAAGGAUCGUGAAAAAUUAUUAUUACCACGUUGUGUAGUUAGUGUACUUGUUGAAGCAAUGUUACAUCGUUUUACGUGUCCCGAUCGAAAUUUAUUAUUAAUGAUACAAUUAAUCUUAUUGGAUGCUGGAGGAACAAUAUAUGCGUCGGCUAUCGUUGCUGAUGACGUUAGGGUUUAUGAUCCGCAUAAUGUUGUGCGUACAGUUACAACGAAUGGUGCUGAAUGUAUGAAACAUUAUUUAAAUGAAACUGUUGCAUUUAUUGCUGAUAUACACACAAUAACAAAAGUGAAAAGUACAAUGAAAGAAAAAAAUGAAAAACAACAAUUAUCAAAUUUAACAGAAGAUACACUUGGUGGACAAUUAAAAGCUGGUUUAGCGCAAUAUCUUGCUUUGGAAUUUACAAAAGGUGGACAACGUGAUACAAAAGCGAUUAUACGAUUUUUACCAUGGCUAUAUAAUCCACCACCGUCCGUUCAACAAGGUGCAAAAGAAUUUAUUGAUUGUAUUGAUCGUAUACGUUUUUUAUCUUGGUUAAUGAUUGGGUCAUUGACACAUGCAGCUAUUACACGCAAUGAAGGAACAAUAAUUUGUCAUCCGAUACCUGUCGAUGCUUCACAAUCCAUUGCUGAUUAUAUUCUAUACAUUCUAACUGGAUUUGCUGAUCAAUCGAAAACAAGUGUUAUUCAUAUGUCAUCCUUAUUUCAUUCAUUUAUACUUUGUCAAUUAUGGACAAUGUAUUGUGAACAAGUAAAUCGAGGACAUGAUCCGGAUGCCUUGGUAGCCAUAAUGGAUUUUUGGGGGAGAAUAACACCCGGCAUUUUACAUUUAUUAUCCCAUUCAAAAGUACUUGCUGAAAUGGUCAAUCUUCAUUUUUUGAGUUUAAUCGAAGCAUUACAAGAAAUUAAUUCCAUUGUUCUAGCUAACCUAUUUGCAUUAUGGGUACCGGUUUUGUAUACUCAUCAGGUUCAGUUACCCGCUCAUGUACAAGUUCGACUUCAAACAUGUCUUAAUCAUCAGCCAUCAUCAGAAACACAAGGUGAUACACGAUUCAUGUACGCUAUAUUAUUAAAAUGGCUUAAUCGUUUACAAUUUAAAAUUGGUCAAAUAGAAACACAAUCUUCUCAUGCUGCACAAUUUUAUAGUUUAUAA
This is a messenger RNA of Didymodactylos carnosus, 6897 nucleotides long. Lineage: Eukaryota; Metazoa; Rotifera; Eurotatoria; Philodinida; Philodinidae. The record is from the annotation of a GenBank genome assembly.